CGAGCUUUGACCUCAUAUCAACGUGCGUGUCUCUCUCCUCGGUACAGUUUGGCAGCGCACUGCAACCUGCGCCUUGCCCUGCAAAUGUCCCACACGGCGCCGGAGCGCAAGGACUAAAGAAGCUGGCUUUUAGGUUUGCUGAGACAUUACUGUAACUCGGGAAGGGAUGAAGAAUCGCCCGUGGAUAACGUGACAGCUUGAUACACAUUAUUUUACGUCCACGGAAGUGAUUAAUUCAUGCAUAUACUAUAUGUUGAUAUAUAUGAGCAAUUCAGUUUUUAGAUUUUCGUUUUUAUACGUCGGUUUUGAGCAGUCAAAAUAUACAGGCAAAAUGGGAACCUUGAUGAUGAUGGUAUUGCUGGGAACGGUGGGGGCGCUAGCGGCGAAGGAGCACUGCGAGUCCGGGCAGUACACCACGAAUGGGGAGUGCUGCUUGGAGUGCCACCCUGGGGAGGGCGUGCUGCAGCCUUGUGGAGUCAUGCAGACUGUCUGCACAGUGUGUUUGGACAGUGAAACUUUCUCGGACACCUACAGCUUGACCGAGCCGUGCAGGCCAUGCACAGAGUGCGAGGGUCAGAUGCGUAUGAUGACGCCAUGCACGGACACCAACGACGCCAUCUGUGGCUGCAACUACGGUUACUACAUGAAUGAGACGACGGGCCGCUGCGAGGGUUGCACCAGCUGCCUGCCAGGCCACGGCAUGCUGAACCAGUGCGAGCACAACAGCAACACCGUCUGCGAGGAAUGUCCCGACGACACGUUCUCCGAGACGGAGAGCAUGCUGGACCCCUGUCUGCCCUGCACCAUCUGUGACGACGAGCCGCCGCUCGAAUUCUGUACUCCCAUGCGUGACACCGUCUGCUACGAAGAACCCAGCAUCGGGACAUUUUCACCUCUGCCUUCAAUGGACUCGAUGUUUCCCAUCUUCACCGAUGCCCCCGGAGACACCGACAUCCCCUCCCCCACCGACACUACCACGGUGGGGAACCCCAGUUCCCCGCGGGUCGUCCACCAUGGCCUGAGCGAGAACCUCAUCCCCAUCUACUGCUCCAUCCUGGCCGCUGUGGUCGUGGGCUUAGUGGCCUUCAUCGUCUUCAAGAGGUGGAACAGCUGCAAGCAGAACAAACAGGCGGCCAGCAACCGCAGCGUGAGCCAGACGGCGUCCGCCGAGGGCGAGAAGCUGCACAGUGACAGCGGCAUCUCCGUGGACAGCCAGAGUCUGCAGGAGCAGCAGCAGCAGGCGCAGACCCCCACCCAGGCGCCGCCUCACACAGUGGUGAUGGUGGACGGGAGCCCUGGCUUUGCCUUGCCCCCCCACAAGAGCGAGGAGCUCGAGCAACUCCUGGGGGGUGGCGGAGGUGACGGGACAGACGAGGAGACGGACUGGCGCAGUCUGGCGAGCCUCCUCGGCUACCAGGAGGAGCACAUCGCCGCCUUCGGCGAGGAGGAGAGGCCAGUGCGGGCCCUGCUCUCCCACUGGGCUGGGAUGGACACCGCCAGUCUGGAGGCCCUGUGCGCCGCCUUGCGUAAGAUGGACCGCGGGGACAUCGCGCAGGGGCUCAGUCUCCACCCCGAUGCAGACCCCUCUGCUACCUCAGCCGUGUGAGACGUUAUCUGCUUUGGCUUCCAGAAGACGUUCCGUUGAUGGAGGAUGUAGCUUAACAUGUUAUUUCUCUUCACUUCCUGCAAAUUGUUUUAAAGGCAGGUCCACGGUUCAUCGUGAACAACUGUUCGCAAUUAACCCACCUGCUCAGAGAUUGUGUCCGUUGGCGCCGCUUGCAGUCUUCCCCGGACACAACAUGAGCCUCCCCCCACCUCGCUACCGUAGCAUCAGCCAUAAUUGGGGCUCUUUCCCAACAUUCUUCACUCUCCCAACUCUACCAAGUAGCUUGUCCUCCAAAGAAUCCAUCGAUGGCGCCGGCAUUGACUGUACCUACAAACCCAAAUGUCCGUCAUUUCCAACUCCUUCCAUAAUCAACAGCCAGGCUUCCAUCAGCAUGGGUCAAACGGGGCCAGAUGACCUUCUGUUUACUUCUUCUGUGCGUUGAGGUGGCCUGUUUUCUCACCUCGUUUCCCUUAGAAGCCCCAACUACUAGAAAAUGCUCCCUUCCCUUAACGGAUCUUCUUAACGGACAAAUUAAUUUUAUUGUAAAACUUGUGUGUCUAGUUGCUACAUCUGAUGUUUGUAUCUCUUUUUUUUCGUGACACAAACCAAAAAGCUCCUCAUUAGCCACAUUUUGUAAACUGAUGUAUUCUAAGAGGGGUAUUAGGUUAGCCGAACCACUCUUGUUGAACCACAAAGACAGGGUUGACGCUACAGUCAACACAUGUAGCAUUCCAACCGCUGUCAAUCACUGUUGUGCCACAUUUGAUGGUCUCAACUGUUUCUGCGAGAUAGGAUCUUGGAAUGAGUCGGAUCAUGGGAUCUUGGAACGGAUCUUGAGGGAUUCUUGAAGGUAUUUGUAUCUUGAAGGCCAUCAACGCAAAUGUCUCCCAUUUAUAGACCAAUGCGUUUCAGUAUUCUGUAGUUUUCCAGGGUUUUAUGGGUUGAAUAUGCAAAACAUUGAAGUGAACCGUGCUGUGGUACCCAGUUCAUCAAGGAUGGCUGGAUGCUGAGAAUGGUUUGUGUCAGCAGAGCUGAGGGAAGCUAAACCUGCAGAGAUGUGGCUCCAGGGACGACUGCUUCGAAAACGGAGAGAAUGACCCGGAGCACGUCCCGACAUAUGUGGACACGUGUACAAUCGUAAAAGCCCUGCAGACUCGAAGCUAGAAGUAUUCCACAAAGAUUCACGUUAGUCAUACUGAAAAUAACCAUUUCACUCCUGCACUGUUACACUUAAAGCAUUUUAGGGAUAUACUGUACCAGAUGUUGCAUGACUACCGAAACAGAUAAAUCUUAAUACAAUCUUAACAGACAGGAGGGGCUAGUUUUGCCCCAGCAAUACUGCACACAGAAUAUAUUUGUCUUGUAUAUUAUAGCAAGCAGCAUUUCUCAACACCAUUACAGAGUUUAGAGGUUUAGAAUAAGAGUAUUUUCUGUAUACAGGACCGACUUUAUAAAGAAAAUGGUGUUUAUCCUUUAUUUAUAUACGGCAAAAGUAUACAAGUCAAAUGUACGACACAUUUUCACAGUUAUCACACUGAGACUUUGCCAUUAUGCUCAAAAAUCAGGUUGGGAUCCAGGACUUAUUUCUCAGGGUUUGUUGUGCGUUCAUGCGUGUGUGUGCUCCUGCGCUUCGUCGUGCCUGUACAGAGAACCGGGAAGCUGAGAGAGUCAAGGAGACUCCAGAUUUGGCAUCGUAUCAGUCGUUACGCUUACGAAACUGACACCGAGGGCAGAAGCACUCUGCCGCAGUGGUUUGACUGACUCAGGCCCAUUAGGAGAAGCUUGGUGGUGUACUGUGUACCAGGAGGCCACAGCAUGCUGUCAUCAGCGCCCCCUGAUGGUAGGAAAUGGAUACUGAAAGCGGGAUAUAACGGUGCAUUUUCGCAAAAGCCCUUUUCCUCGUGCUGCCUGUGUACCAGCAUGCCAGAAUCCAUCAGCAUGGCCUCAGAUGCUGGUCACAGCUGCUCUCUCGCCAUGAUCUGAGACUCCUCGCGUCCGCGCAGCAUGUCAGCAUCGUUAAUUCCCUGGAAGGUUCCCGGUGGCUGUGGAGUGGUGUGGAUGUAUGACACGACAUAUUCAUUGUGAGGAUCUACAAGACAGUAAAGAUCCAAACACUACAUGCACGCCCCUGUACAUAUGGAAACACCCCAAAUGAGCUCUUUAUUUGGAAUACUUGUCUGUCGUGUUUGAUUUUAUAUAUAUAUUUUUUACUUUGCUACGGAUUUAUUUCGAUUAUAGCAUACUUUUUAAAAUGGUAAUUCUACAAGACUGAUUUAUAGCACUUAUUAGUGUAAAUACGUAUAUAUUCUGAAGCACAUAAUACCUAAACAAGUGCCUGGUAUUUGUGUCACCUCUUCUCUAGUGUUUUUUUGUAAUAAAUCUGUUUUUUUCGUUAAGGUUUGCUUGUUGAAGAUGUAGGACACCUUCCUGUACAAUGUUGACCGGACCAUGGCCUUACUGGUGCUCUAGGGUCAAAUGCCAACAGAACCCCCCCCCCCCCUCCCCCCCAUGCCUCUCAGGACGUGUAACAGCAAUUUCACAUUCCCAUAAAACAUAGCUUCAAUCACCCAGAAUCCUCUGUGGCGAGCAGAGGCCACACUGUUCCGGUCAGCCCAGGCCGCCACUGUCACUGAUACCGUCGUAGCUUUCAAACAGCCAAACAGCCUGAUGCCCUUCUCCUCGUCUCACUUUUGCACCGUUUCCCCCGGCAACUGCAUGGCCUCGUCGUCACAACAUCUGUUCGGCAGUGUCUGAUUACUAGCAUUUUUAUCCUCGUGUCCAUUAAUGUAUGUAAUUCUUUGGUAACUCGAGUGUCAUCGAUGGAAAACAGAACAUAUUUGCCUUUCCCAUCUUUUUCCACAGCAGUAUUAGCGCUUGAGCUGGGCUCCGUUCCAGGGGACAGACCUAUGCGGAGGGAGCAGUUUAGGGAUUGUCAUGGGGAACAGAAUGUCAGGUUAGGGCAGAAGGCAUCUUCAGGCAAAAGGUCAGGUGUUACAUGACUCUGCUGGAUGCAGUUCCGUUUGGCAGCAUAGUGAAUACAUCUAGCACCUGCUAUAUAGGAAUGUAGCAUUGUGCUAUACAUCCUAUGUGACUGUGCUUUACAGGCCUGUAGCCCUGUGUAAAUCAUGCCCGCGUGACUGUGCCCUACUGGCCUGCAGCCCUGUGUAAAAUCUACCUGUGUGACUGUGCUCUACAGGCUUGUAACUCUAUGUAAAACCUACCUGUGUGAUUGUGCCCUACUGGCCUGUAGCCCUGUGUUAAACAUACCUGUAUGAUUGUGCUCUACAGGCCUGUAGCCCUGUGUAAAAUUUACCUGUGUGACUGUGCCCUACUGGCCUGUAGCCCUGAGUAAAGCAUACCUGUGCAACCGUGCUCUACAGGCCUGUAGCCCUGUGUAAAACAUACCUGUGUGACUGUGCUCUACAAGCCUGUAGGUCUGUAUAAAAUUUACCUGUGUGACUGUGCCCUACUGGCCUCUAGCCCUUUGUUAAACAUACCUGUGCAACUGUGCUCUACAGGCCUGUAGCCCUGUGUAAAACAUACCUGUGCAACUGUGCUCUACAGGCCUGUAGCAUUGUGUCUAUGUGACUGUAUGUAUGAAGUUUGUCUUACAGUCCUUCCCCUGAGGAUAGUUUAUAGGCAUCACUGUGCCGCCCGUGCCCCCCACCCCACCCCACCACUGUUCCGGGGGGAGGAGUGGGGGUUGACUGGUAUUCAGAGCUCCGGGAAUAAAAGAUCUGAAAAGGAAUGUUCUCUGUACCUAGGAAUAAUGGAUUAUGUAUUAUCCUAAUGUAAAAUGACAACCGAUGCACAGUUAACCACUGAAAAAUUAAAACAUAAAAUGACAAUGAGUAAAA
This is a messenger RNA of Brienomyrus brachyistius, 5463 nucleotides long. RefSeq names its product tumor necrosis factor receptor superfamily member 16-like. Gene Ontology annotation, cellular component: cell surface; plasma membrane. The record is from RefSeq and is a predicted model, not a curated record. Lineage: Eukaryota; Metazoa; Chordata; Actinopteri; Osteoglossiformes; Mormyridae. Gene Ontology annotation, molecular function: nerve growth factor binding; death receptor activity; coreceptor activity. Gene Ontology annotation, biological process: Rho protein signal transduction.